AUGACCGUCGCCGUCGCCGUCCUGGCUCGCCUGUGUGAGACGAGUCUCGGUCGCAUCUCCGGUACCAGUCACAAGUGCGAUGGAAUUCCCAGGUGUAUAAGGGUUCAUUUAUUGGGAUCAUACAGCACAUCACAUGGCAACAGCACGACACACACACACACACGCGAGAAUACCACAGAGCAGGAGACGCCCCGUAACCACGGUAACCGCACACCCAGCAGCAGAGCCGGCCCGCAUGCGGCACAGAGCCGGCCCACAUGCGGCACAGAGGCGGCCCACUCCCCUGUAGAGCAGAUCAGCUGGCGGCAGCUACCGCGGACGGGAUGUGGAGUGCAGAAUGCAGGAGAGCGUCUGGACGGAGCCGUCUGGGGGCGGAGACUCUGGGGGCGUCUGGGGGCGGAGACUCUGGGGGCGGAGACUCUGGGGGCGGAGACUCUGGGGGCGGAGACUCUGGGGGCGUCUGGGGGCGGAGACUCUGGGGGCGGAGACUCUGGGGGCGGAGACUCUGGGGGCGGAGACGCUGGGGGCGGAGACUCUGGGGGCGGAGACGCUGGGGGCGGAGACGCUGGGGGCGGAGACGCUGGGGGCGGAGACUCUGGGGGCGGAGACUCUGGUGAUGCAACAUGGAACACGCUAACGUGCAGGCAGGUGCACAGGUGCAGACAGGUGAGGGUGCCCUCUAGCCCACAUACCCCCCGGGGGCACAACUGCCCUCCACUAACCACCUGUUAAAUACCCCCAGAGGUCAAAACUGCCCUCACCAACAGUGUUAAAUACCCCCAGAGGUCAAAACUGCCCUCCACCAACCACGUGUAAAAUACCCCCAGAGGUCAAAACUGCCCUCCCCAACAG
Molecule: messenger RNA, 852 nt
Organism: Sardina pilchardus (European sardine)
Lineage: Eukaryota; Metazoa; Chordata; Actinopteri; Clupeiformes; Clupeidae
Exons: 2
Coding region: 1-732 (243 amino acids)
Source: RefSeq, a predicted model, not a curated record